AUGUCCUUCUCUAACUAUUCUAUUAAUAAUUUACAACUAUUUGACCUUGAUGAAGCUCUUGUAUGUUAUUCUUCCCCAACCAUCAUCACCAAACCAUCAUCAUCAUCACAUAAUUAUAAAAAUGGUAAUAACUUUAUCUCUAAAGUUUACAUGGAGUUAACAACUGUGAGUGUGGGUGCUGAUUCGGUGUGCUGCGUCUGUAUGGAAGGAUUCCAGUCUCCUCAUCAUAAUGAUUCUGCAAAACAGCUCCCAUGCCGACACGUGUAUCAUCCUGAUUGUAUUCUGACUUGGCUUUCGUCUUCUCAUCAUUCUUGUCCUCUUUGCCGCCAGAUUUUGAUCCUCCAUGAUCAUCACGGUCACGAUGAUCAUAUCAGAUAUGUUGCAUCCUCAGCUGCUAACUAA
Molecule: messenger RNA, 402 nt
Organism: Amaranthus tricolor (Joseph's coat)
Lineage: Eukaryota; Viridiplantae; Streptophyta; Magnoliopsida; Caryophyllales; Amaranthaceae
Product: probable E3 ubiquitin-protein ligase RHA4A
Exons: 1
Coding region: 1-402 (133 amino acids)
Biological process (GO): ubiquitin-dependent protein catabolic process
Molecular function (GO): ubiquitin protein ligase activity
Source: RefSeq, a predicted model, not a curated record